AUGUCCCUCUCAAAGAACCCCACCACGGCCGUCUCUGCGCCAGGCAAGGUGCUCCUGGCCGGUGGUUACCUCGUCCUGGAUCGCAAGUACACAGGUAUAGUCUUUGGCCUUAGCGCACGCAUCAACGUCGUCGCCGCUGAGAUAGAGACCAGCCCCGGCGUCCAGCUGUCCGAAAUCAUCGUCGAAAGCCCUCAGUUCCUGGAUGCGCAAUGGCGCUACGGCUACCAUCUGGCCGACGAGGAUGGCGGCAUCAAGGCCACGCAGCUACAAGUUGGCGACACAAUCGUCAAGAACCCCUUUGUCGAAACAGCCCUAUCCUACGCCCUCACCCUAAUAUCCAGACUUGCCAAGCACGGUGCCAAGCGCAGUCUGAACCCAGCACGCCUGAUCAUCCUCGCCGAUAAUGACUACUACUCCCUGCCCGCCGACGCUCCCGCCACGACGAACCGAUUCGCUCGCUUCCCGACCACACUCUCCGGUGCACACAAGACGGGCCUCGGCUCGUCCGCCGCGCUGGUCACCUCCCUGACGGCCGCGCUGCUGACCCACUACCUCGAGCCGCAGCUGUUCGAUCUCGCCACGGAACAGGGCAAGAGAACGCUGCAUAACCUCGCGCAGGCCGCGCACUGCGCCGCCCAGGGCAAGGUCGGCUCCGGCUUCGACGUCGCCGCCGCCGUCUACGGCUCGUGCAGGUACCGGCGCUUCAGCCCCUCGGUGCUCUCGGACAUGCCACUGCCCGGCGCCCCGGGCUUUGGCGCCGCGCUCGAGAACCUCGUCCUCAGCAAGAUGUGGGACGUCGAGGUCGACGCCGCCGGCGUCACGCUGCCGCCGGGAGUUGCCGUGCGCAUGUGCGACGUCGACUGUGGCAGCCAGACGGUCGGCAUGGUCAAGACGGUGCUGGCUUGGCGGGGUGCGAAGGCCGAGGCCGCCGGCAAGCUCUGGGACGACCUUCAGGCGCGGAACGAGGCGCUGGCAGCUGUGCUGGCGUCCGGACAGCCGGAUGGAAUCAGAGGCGCGGUUGCUGGCGUCAGAGAUCUGAUACGCAAGAUGGGGUCGGAGAGUGGAGUGGAGAUCGAGCCCAGCAGCCAGACGGAGCUUCUUGAUGCGCUGGAAGGUGUCGAGGGUGUCUAUGGCGGUGUCGUGCCGGGGGCGGGUGGUUUCGAUGCAUUGGCACUCCUCGUGAGGGACGACGACGCUACCACGAAGAGGUUGGAGGAGUGGUUGGCGGAUUGGAGCAGGAACAAGAAGGUAAGGGUCAGGCUUUUGGGAGUCAAGGGCGAAAUGGAGGGGGCGCGGAUGGAGAGCUUGAAGGCCUAUAAUGGGUGGGUAUCAGAAUGA
Messenger RNA from Pyricularia pennisetigena, 1338 nucleotides. RefSeq lists its product as uncharacterized. The transcript is spliced from 2 exons. The coding region runs from base 1 to 1338 and encodes 445 amino acids. Lineage: Eukaryota; Fungi; Ascomycota; Sordariomycetes; Magnaporthales; Pyriculariaceae. Gene Ontology annotation, biological process: ergosterol biosynthetic process; isopentenyl diphosphate biosynthetic process, mevalonate pathway. The record is from RefSeq and is a predicted model, not a curated record. Gene Ontology annotation, molecular function: phosphomevalonate kinase activity; ATP binding. Gene Ontology annotation, cellular component: peroxisome.